Molecule: messenger RNA, 3206 nt
Organism: Anarrhichthys ocellatus (wolf-eel)
Lineage: Eukaryota; Metazoa; Chordata; Actinopteri; Perciformes; Anarhichadidae
Gene: ifngr1l
Product: interferon gamma receptor 1-like
Exons: 7
Coding region: 110-1360 (416 amino acids)
Biological process (GO): cytokine-mediated signaling pathway
Cellular component (GO): plasma membrane
Molecular function (GO): cytokine receptor activity; protein binding
Source: RefSeq, a predicted model, not a curated record
GGGCGUGAAGCUGGUGAAUGUGGGAGAAGCGCUGCUGCUGCUCAGCCUGCUGUUGUUGUUUCUCUACAGCUUCCCAAUGAACCAUUAGAUUACGUAGUGUGUCCGUUUCAUGCUCACUUCGAGUAAAGAAAACAACGAGCAUCGGGAUCGCCUGUUAAAUAUGGAUUUUGUUAAAUUUCGUUCCGUUUUCCUCUCUCUCGUGUGGUCACACGCUGCGUUGGCCUACGUGGAGCCGCCGACCAACGUGACCCUGGACUGCCACAAUAUGAACAACGUUCUGAGGUGGAGUUACAAGCAGCUCUCACCAGGGCUACGAUUCAAAAUCAGUAUUGGAUCAACAGAAGCCAACAAAGGUUAUCCUCAGGAGAUUUGGGUGAAGCCGCCAGCUCCACUACAAUUAGACGUGUCCUCUCUCUCUGAUCCAAAAACUGAUUACCUUCUUGACGUGACUGCCGUGAUUGGACAGAAUGAGUCAGAUGUUGCUCCUUCUGAAGGAAUCGAUUUCAGCUAUUUCAUGGACUCUCCAGCAACGAAGAUAUGUAAUGUGGACUUCCCAUCAGUUAACGUCACCUCCCAACACGAGGGCACUGUCCUGUUCCGCUUCACACAUCCCUCGCUGGUGUACCUCCAAAAGUUGCCAAGCAGUCUAACUACAAAAACAAGGAGGAAGAAAAGCCAUCUCUCUGUAUUUUAUUACGAUGUUGUGAUCAUCAACCAGACGGAGCACGCGUUUUCCUGUGAGACGAGUGUGUGUGAGGAGCAUAUUUCAGUGGAUGCUGCACAGACGAAGCACUGUCUGAAGAUGAGCGGAGAGCUGGAGAAGAUAUCAGUUCAAGCCACACAAGAGUACUGCCUCCUGCCACCAGAAGAAACACCAAGCUAUCACAUCCCCCUCAUCAUCGCUGGCAGCGUGUUGGCAGCCUUACUUGUGUUUGGUUUUGUCUUCUACAUGGUGUACCAAAAACAGACCACGCCGACUACUUCUUUACCAACGUCUGUGACGUUCCCGACUAAACUGAUCCAGGUGAUCUCGGAAGCGGUUCACGAGACGUUCUUUGUGCCAGAAGUGGGGCCUACCUCACCCACACCUCUACUUUCAGCAGAGGAGGAAGAACUUACAACUUGUGUUCCCCCCUCUACUGAGCCCGAGCUCCGUCUGCCGCUCGGGAUGUUAACCGAGGAUGAAGGUGUGUCUGAUGACGUGGGGGUAGGGACUAAUAAGGAACCUGGGUACAUGGCAGGCAACGACCUGGAAGAAGAUGAGGCGCUAUACCCCAGUGAGGUCCCCACUGGUUACGAGAAACGCCCGGUGUUUGAUACGUUGGCACCAGAUGAAGUGACGGAGGGUUACCGUGGCUGAAGGUGGAACCUCUGAACAUUGUGGCUCAUUGAACGUUUGACAGUAGGUCAAAUAUGACUGAACAGCGACUUGCAGUCUUGAUUAUAAAUCUCUGGUGGUUUGGUUUGUGUCGUUUCCUUGACAAAUUGUCUCAAUGCCAGCUUAAAGCAGAAUAAGAGACAUCCCUCUUGUGAGGGCAGCUUCACAUCAGUUACAUUUUUCUUUCUAUUUACAGGAAUCUUUCAAAGCAGCACAACAAAGCAGCCUUUGUGAAAUAUGUUCCUGAAAAGCAAUCGCAACUACAGUUGCAUCAGUCGGAUGUCCUUGACGUUGUAAAAUAAGUGCCAAAUCAGAUCAGUCAGCAGCAUGUUAGCAGCAUAAUGAUAGAUAGUGAUGUUGUCCAUUUAUUAUGUUUUUAAUUUCUGAUAAUUGUGUUUCAUCCUUUGCAGCCUGUGCUCAAUUCCGCUGCCGCGACAAACAGAUCAUCCCUAACACUGCUAGUAGCCGAGAAAUCGCUUUUAUAUUAUCGUGAUUGAUUAAGUCAGCUUUAUCACUCACAGAAUCCCACACGACGACUCAAAGGGACUUAACUGUCCUGCAUCUCCUGUAAGCCGUACUGAAAUACUAACCAGUGAUAACAUUUACAUACUGUUUCAUAAACAUCUGUUAAUCAUGCAUUAUCAUCUAUUUGCCUGUGAUGCAUGCACACAAGCAUGACUAUACAAUACUGUAAUCUCUGUGGAAUACUGAGAAUUUCAUUUUUGCUUAUUUGCACUAGUGCGUUUUCUACAUGAGUCGAAUCCUUUUGUUUUGUCGUUAGGCUGGUAGCACCUUAAAGUUGCAGUGAACCGGACGUUCUUUAACUUCUAUAAUGUGACCUUUUUCUUAGUAAAAUGUAAUAUUUGGUCUGGGUGUCGUUGACAGUGAGUGUGGCUUAACAAAUACAGAGCUUCCUAUUUACGCGUCCUUUUCCUGCUGGUAGAUCAGGAGGAGGAGAACGAGGGAGAAAUGAAUCAAUUCUUCAAUCACUUAAUGCCAAACACGUUUCCUCCUGUAUGGUAUCGCUCUGCGGAAGGUUGGGGGGGGGGGGGGAUAAAAAUCACGCUGGGGGACAACGGGAUGGAAAAUGUAUUUUACGUGUCACUCAGCCUUUAAAUCCAUUGAAGCAGUUUGAGGACUGCAAAUACGUUGCUCAUGAGCUGCGAUCUUGCACCAGUGAAGUGAUGUUUACAUUACACAAUCUGUUAGACUUUGUGUUGUGCCUUGUGUCCGUGCUUCAUAGUCAGUUUUUGAGUCACUUCAUGUUUUGUAUGUAACUUUUUUUUGUUUUCAGUAACUUAAAACAUACAGAUGUUAAGUUAAAGGGUCGAUCUGUUUAUACUCACUGCUGAAUACAGAGUCUGGCAGGAAGUAAACCCACGACACAUUUUAAGUGAUACUGACAAUGAAAAGGGGAAUUGGUUCUUUUAUUUGUACAUUUUUCGGUCCACCAAUUUCAAAUUGGAAAGGACUGAUUUAAUUUCCAUCCGUAGUGAUUGUCUGAGCGUGGUGAUGUUUGAAUGUGUUGAUGGAUUUGGAUACCUAGCUGUUUAUUAUCCCUUCUCAGUAUCUAUAUGAUCUCUCUGCAUCUGUCCACAUAAUGUUUCCCUUUGUGUCUGCAAACUACUGUUUGUCUUCUGUCAUUUUUGUAGCGUUACAUAUUUUCAGUAAAAAAUAAGAUAAAGGUAUUUCGCAGCCCUUUUCUGUUUGUAUCUCUAAAUUGAGGGAUUUUGAAUGUAUCUGAUAAACUGAAGCAUCAAGUGUUCCUUUAUGUGUUGAGAACGUUCUCCUACAUCUAAAGCAAAAUAAAGUCGUUUUUAUUUUUAAA